CUGCUCUUAGUGGAAGACCAGCACAACGCCUCAUAUUUGCGGUUUCUGUUCAAGUAGCUUCUCUUUCUUUUUGCGUCUUGGGUGUGUAAAAGACUUUCUGAGCAAAAUACUUUAUAACAGUGCAUUAACGUGUCCUUUGGAUAACAAAAAUGUCUCCACGAUGCUUGACGUUGGUCGUAAUCUGCGUUGUGUUCCUCUCCACAGAAACUGUUUCAGGCGAAGAUGUGAAGAAAGCAGUGGUGACGAAGUUUAUUUUCAUCCAGACAAACAACAGGAACAAAGAUUAAACUCGACUGUUAAGGGUCAAGAAGAGAAAGUUUAUGCUGAAGUUGGUGGUAAAGUGUCUUUUGGUGCGACCAGCUUAAAUCAGCAGCAAUUAAAUGUCAGCAGCAUUAUAUGGAAACAAAGAAAUGAACCUGUUAUAAAAGCGAUUGAAUGGGAUACUGAAGAUGGUGUUAACGUCCCAAAUCCGAGAUUCAAAGACAUCACAACUCUUGAUAAGGAGACUGGACAAAUCACUAUAACUAAUUUAAAAUUCGAACACAGUGGACUUUAUACCAUCGACAUCAACGGUAAAGAACAGGAAAAAAUAUUCAAAUUGGAAGUUUUGCCACCGGUCCCCAAACCUGUGAUAAAAAUAGAGAAGAUUGAAGUUAACCCUGAUGCGGUGUAUUUAAUAUGUGAGUACAGUGAAACGAUCAUCUGGAAUAAUUCUACUGGAGAAACACUGCAGGGUUCACCCACUAUCCGAAUGGAAAACUUAUCACAGUUGAAAAACAAGGAAAUCCAGAUUUCUUCUACACAUGCACACUCGAGAAUGCAGUGA
Molecule: messenger RNA, 826 nt
Organism: Carassius auratus (goldfish)
Lineage: Eukaryota; Metazoa; Chordata; Actinopteri; Cypriniformes; Cyprinidae
Exons: 4
Coding region: 161-826 (221 amino acids)
Cellular component (GO): membrane
Source: RefSeq, a predicted model, not a curated record